This is a messenger RNA of Salvia splendens (bonfire salvia), 1431 nucleotides long. Its product is annotated as dihydroflavonol 4-reductase. Bases 19 to 1155 code for a protein of 378 amino acids. NCBI's taxonomy places the organism in Eukaryota, Viridiplantae, Streptophyta, Magnoliopsida, Lamiales, Lamiaceae. Gene Ontology annotation, biological process: anthocyanin-containing compound biosynthetic process. The record is from RefSeq and is a predicted model, not a curated record. The transcript is spliced from 6 exons. Gene Ontology annotation, molecular function: dihydroflavanol 4-reductase activity.
GAAACCAUAUUCUAAAAAAUGCCACUUGAAACCACCACGCCACCGACCCCUAAAUCCACCACGGUAUGUGUGACCGGAGCGUCCGGCUUCAUCGGCUCGUGGAUUGUCAUGAGACUCUUGGAACGUGGCUACAUUGUUCGCGCAACCGUCCGUGAUCCAGGAAACAUGAAGAAGGUAAAGCCCCUACUAGAAUUGGCAAGAGCAGAUACCAAUUUGACACUGUGGAAAGCAGACCUGAGUAUAGAAGGAAGCUACGAUGAGGCAGUCCAAGGUUGUGAAGGGGUGUUUCACAUGGCCACUCCCAUGGAUUUCGAGCCCGUCAAUCCCGAGAGUGAAGUGAUCAAGCCUACAAUUGAUGGGAUGCUGAGCAUAAUGAGGUCAUGUGCCAAGGCCAAAACUGUCAAGAAAGUAAUAUUCACAAACUCAGCUGGGACAGUGAAUGCUGAAGAGCAUCUGAAACCAGCCUAUGAUGAAACAAAUUGGAGUGAUCUGGAAUUCAUAUAUUCCAAGAAAAUGACUGGAUGGAUGUACUUUGUGUCUAAAAUCUUAGCUGAAAAAGCUGCCAUGGAAGCAACUAAAGAGAGUAACAUAAACUUCAUCAGCAUCAUACCACCAUUGGUGGUUGGACCCUUCUUCAUGCCUACAUUCCCGCCAAGCUUACUCACAGCCCUCUCUCCUAUUACAGGGGAUGAAGCUCACUACUCCAUCAUAAAGCAAGGACAGUUUGUCCAUGUAGAUGAUCUAUGUGAAGCUCAUAUAUUCUUGUUCGAGCACCCUAAAGCCGAGGGAAGAUACAUUUGCUCCUCACACGAUGCAACUAUCUACGACAUAGCAAAUUUGAUCAGAGAAAAAUGGCCUGCAUACAGCAUCCCGACUGAGUUUGAAGGCAUUGACAAGAACAUACCUGUGGUGAGCUUCUCCUCCAAGAAACUGGAAGGAAUGGGGUUCUCGUUCAAGUACACGUUAGAGGAAAUGUUUAGAGGAGCCAUUGACAGCUGCAGAGAGAAGGGAUUGCUGCCGUUUUCCACUCAGACCCACAGCAAUGGAGAAAACAAAGAAUCCACUUUGGAUUCCCAGAAAAAGCAUACUACCAUUGACAAUUCUGUAACUAAGGAAAAACAGAUGGAAGCGGGUGAGAACGGAAAAUGUGAAUGAAUUUAGCAUGUGCACAACAUUGUGAAGAUUUGUUGAUCUACUGUUUCCAAAUAAGUUGGGUGUUGUUCUGUUGAAUCUCACUCACAUUCCCCAUCACCAUUCUACAAGAGUUGAAUAAGUUUAUCUUGCACUGUGAUAAUGUUAUGUUUUAGGCCACUUGAGCUUUCAAAAUCAGUGAGUACCAAAUGUCAAGAUGGUGUUAGUGCCAGUGUAAUAUCAACUCCAAUUAUAAAAUCACAGCAAUUAUGUAAUUCAAUCAAUGCCACUUUUAAGAUA